Beauveria bassiana ARSEF 2860 is the source of this 1383-nucleotide messenger RNA. Its product is annotated as sulfite transporter Ssu2. Gene Ontology annotation, molecular function: sulfite transmembrane transporter activity. The record is from RefSeq and is a predicted model, not a curated record. The transcript is spliced from 3 exons. The coding region runs from base 1 to 1383 and encodes 460 amino acids. NCBI's taxonomy places the organism in Eukaryota, Fungi, Ascomycota, Sordariomycetes, Hypocreales, Cordycipitaceae. Gene Ontology annotation, biological process: sulfite transmembrane transport; transmembrane transport. Gene Ontology annotation, cellular component: plasma membrane.
AUGACAUCGAUAUCCGCCACCGACGCCGCCGACGCCGCCGUCGCCGCCGAAACCGCCGUCACCACCAACAACACCACCACCAACAACACCACCACCAACAACAACACCACCACCACCACCACCACCAACACCAACACAAUGCAGCAGCCGCAGCUGCAGCCCGCGCCGGGCCACCGAGCCAGCGCGAACGAAUCUCUGCAAGAGCCCUGCGUGAACAGCCGGGGCUGGCGCAAGAUUGUGCGCAACUUUACGCCGUCAUGGUUCGCAGUCAACAUGGGCACCGGCAUCGUCUCGAUCCUCCUCCACAACCUGCCCUACAACGCCUCAUGGCUGCGGUACAUUUCCUACGUCAUCUUUGGCCUCAACGUCGUCCUCUUCACCACUUUUUGCGUCAUGAGCAUCCUCCGCUACGCGCUCUACCCAAAGAUCUGGAGCGCCAUGCUCGCGCACCCGGGGCAGUCCCUCUUCCUGGGCUGCUUCCCCAUGGGCUUUGCCACCAUCAUCAACAUGAUGAUCUUUUCCUGCAGCCAUUGGGGUAGCGGGCUCAUCCACCUCGCCUGGGCGUUUUGGUGGAUCGACUCGCUCCUCUCCAUAGCCACCUGCAUCUCCAUGCCCUUCAUCGUCAUGCACUGGCACCGGCCCGGUCUCGAAAACACUACGGCCGCGCUGCUUCUUCCCGUCGUGCCCACCAUCGUAGCCGCCGCCACCGGCGGCAUCGUCGCCGAGGUGCUUCCGGACCCGGGCCGCGCCUACAUGACCCUCGUCGUCUCCUACGUCCUCUGGGGCAUUGGCGAGUCCCUCUCCGCCUGCGUCCUCGCCCUGUACUUUCACCGUCUCACCGUCCACGACCUGCCCCCACGUGACGUCAUCGUAUCCGUCUUCCUGCCCAUUGGUCCGCUCGGCCAGGGCGGCUUCGGCAUCCAGCAGCUCGGCAAGGUCGCCCUGCGGCGCCUGCCCGAGACCACCGCCUUUGCCCCCGCCGUCGCCGCCGGUUUCGACCCGGCCCGCGCCGCCGAGAUCCUCUACGUCCUCGGGGUCUUCCUCGCCCUCGUCAUGUGGGGGUUCGCCUUGCUCUGGGUCAGCUUUGCCCUUAUCAGCCUCGCUACCACCGCCCGCUUUCCUUUCAACAUGGGCUGGUGGGGUUUCACCUUCCCUCUCGGCGUUUGGGGCACCUGUACCUCUCUUCUCGCCGCCAAUCUCGACAGCCAUUUUUUCAAGGUUGCCACCAUGAUCAUCUCUCUCGCUGUGCUGCUGCUCUGGCUCAUGGUCGGCGCGCGCACCGUGCACUUGGCCCUCAGCGGCGCCAUGUUUGUUGCGCCCUGCCUUAAGACGCUGCAAGAAAAGGAUGCUGUGCCUGCGAGCCAGACCGGAGUCAAAAAGUAG